AUGGUUCCAGAUCAGCGUGUUUAUAAUGCUCCUACUUCAAACGAGGUUGUUGUUAUUUGGCCAGAGACUACUUCUUCCAGUGAAUUUGAGAGCCCACAGAUACUGGUCACUAGUCAAAAUGAUUCUUCUUAUAGAAUCAAACAUUAUUAUGGUUGCUAUGAUCCUUUGCAAUAUCCAUUACUAUUUCCAUAUGGUGAUUGUGGGUGGACUCAAGGUCUUAAGAAAAUGUCUAUGGGUGGAAUGCAACAGUUACAGUCUCAGUCGGAUCCGGUUUCUUCUUGUAGUGUGCAUACUACUGAAGAUUUGUUAGAUGAGGAGGCUAGGCGUUCAAAUGGAGGUUCAUCUAAGGCAGAUAAACAUAUUUCAGCUCGAGAAUACUAUGCAUAUAAGCUUCAAUGUCGACCGGAAAAUAUACGCUUGGAUUUUUUCCAUAAGAAUCAACAGACAAUUGGGGCUGAUCUUUAUCAGGGACUUCUUGAUAGUAUUGACUGUGGAGAAGAUUGUGCAGCAAAUGUUGGUAAAAGAGUCAUAUUGCCUACAAUAUUUAUACGUGGUCCUCGUGAUCUUAAGAAGAGAUAUCUAAAUGUGAUGUCAUUAGUUCAGAGGUUUGGCAAGCCUGAUUUAUUUAUAACAAUGACAUGCAAUCCCAAUUGGCCAGAAAUAAAACAAGAACUUGUUGUUGGAGAAGAAGCACAAAAUAGGCCAGAUAUCAUUGCAAGAAUUUUCAGAGCAAAGUUACAUGCUUUAAAACAUUUAAUUCAAAAGAAAAAAAAGUUUUUGGAGAAGUGGCUGCAAUGA
Molecule: messenger RNA, 798 nt
Organism: Chenopodium quinoa (quinoa)
Lineage: Eukaryota; Viridiplantae; Streptophyta; Magnoliopsida; Caryophyllales; Amaranthaceae
Exons: 3
Coding region: 1-798 (265 amino acids)
Source: RefSeq, a predicted model, not a curated record